GCGCACGUGCUCUGAUGAACCACAAUCAUGUCUUCAUCCGAGCAACCACAACCACAGCCAGUGCAACCAGUGCAGGUCCUUUAUUGCCAGGUAUGCACAUAUCCACCCGAAUAUUGCGAGUUUGGAUCCAGCAUAACGAGAUGUAAAGAGUGGAUACAUGACGCUCAUCCAAGCCUUUACGACAAAUAUUAUUCUGAAGAGGCCCUACAAAAUAAACUCGGCACGCUGAGUCUCGAGGCGCAAGCUAAGCUGGAGAAGGAAACCGCAAAAAAGGAGGCGAAAGCAGAAGCAAAGGCUGAUGCUUUGCUCAAGAAGAAGAUGGCCUCGCAAGUGACGAUCAAGCGGAUCGAAAGGAACAAGCGGAAACAUGUUACCGCCAUACAUGGACUGGAAGCUUUCGGUAUUGAUCUCAAGAAAGCUGCCAAGUUCCUAGCGCAGAAGUUUGCUACUGGCGCUUCAGUAACGAAGAACGCACAGGGACUGGACGAGAUCGUCGUGCAGGGCGAUGUAGCCGAUGAAGUGCUGGAGCUCAUCGAGAAUGGUGCUGGUGUGCUGAAAGGUGUUCCAAUUGCAAACGUGGAUGUUGUCGAGGACAAGAAAAAGAAAGGUGGUGAUUAGAUGAUGUAUGUGCGAUAUGCGAUAAAGCUUAUAGAUAUAUUUGUACCCUUUUCCAAUGAGUGUUGUAUACAUAAUGUCGUAUCACAUGUAUAAAAUGCACUGUAUUAUGGCAAAGUA
Serpula lacrymans var. lacrymans S7.9 is the source of this 735-nucleotide messenger RNA. RefSeq lists its product as uncharacterized. Bases 28 to 618 code for a protein of 196 amino acids. Lineage: Eukaryota; Fungi; Basidiomycota; Agaricomycetes; Boletales; Serpulaceae. The record is from RefSeq and is a predicted model, not a curated record. Gene Ontology annotation, molecular function: translation initiation factor activity; mRNA binding. The transcript is spliced from 5 exons. Gene Ontology annotation, biological process: translation reinitiation; formation of translation preinitiation complex.